AUGGAAGAAGACGUUUUCAAAGAUGACGAGGAGAAGCAGAAGAAGAUCGUCUCUGAAGGGAAGGAUACAAAGGGUGAUACCACAACCGAGAAGGAUACCACAACUGAGAACAAAGAAGGAAAAGGAUCUACUGCCGAAAAGGACCAUAAGGAUGCUAAGGAUAAGGAAAAUGAUUCCAGAGGAAAGAGUUCCUCUGACUCAUCGAAAGGAAAACCAAAAGAUGAUGAUGAUGCCGCAAACAGAAGUCUAUGGGUGAAGAAUCUGCGAACUGAUACUCCGGCCAUUGAAUUGAAAACUCUGAUCUCCAAGUAUGGAAAGGUGCAUCGCGCCAAGGUGGUUAUUGACACUAAGCGUCCCCAGCCCAAGUGCUACGGCUACGUAACUAUGGCAACCGUUGAAGAUGCCAACUAUAUAGCCAAGAAAUACAGCAAGCUGUAUCUGGAUACUGACCAUUUCGUCAUUAUUAGGAAGGUGCAUCGCGCCAAGGUGGUUAUUGACACUAAGCGUCCCCAGCCCAAGUGCUACGGCUACGUAACUAUGGCAACCGUUGAAGAUGCCAACUAUAUAGCCAAGAAAUACAGCAAGCUGUAUCUGGAUACUGACCAUUUCGUCAUUAUUAGGAAGGCGGUAACCGAUCCCUUGAAUCCAAUGAUUGACACGCGACAAAGCGACACGCGACAAAGCGACACGCGACAAAGCGACACGCGACAAAGCGACACGCGACAAAGAAGCGUCUCUUCGUCGAAGUCGAUGCCGCGGCAGCGCUAUCACUCGUCCGACCGUCGCAGCCCAAAGCAGCUGGCUUCGUCGUCACCCUCGCAAAGCCGUGAGAGAGAUAGAAGAGAGAGAGUUGACAGAGAUAGGAGAGAGAGAGGCAAUGAGAGAGUUGACAGAGAUAGGAGAGAGCGAGAUAGGAGAGAGAGACACAGUGAGAUAGAUGACAGAGAUAGGAGAGAGAGGGAAAGGAGAGAGAGAGAUAGGAGAGAGAGACACAGUGACAGAGAAAGGAGAGAGAGAGUUAGUGAGUCUAAGACGGCAAGUAAUGAGAAUGAGAAGGCAAGUAAGGAGACUGAGAAGAUUGAAAAGGCUAUUCAAGAGAUUGAGAAGUUUAGUAAAGAGAUGGAUAAAGCUAGAAAAGAGAUGAAUAAAGAGAAACCGGCUGUUAAGAAGAGUUCGGUCGCCAAGAAAGUUCCUGAGAGACGGAUAGGUGAACCUAAAUAUGACGAAUCGGAACCUCCAGUACCUGGCACCGAGGAGUUGAUGAUUGUCAUCAAACGUGAGCCAUCCCCCAACACUGAACAACAAAAGGAGAAAGAAGACGCAAAUCCUAAGGAGGAAGACAAGGAAAAACAUACUACCAAGGAAGAAGAGGAAAAAGCGAAAGCUCUCAAGGAAGUAGAGGAUAGAAAAAGAAAACUUAAGAGGGAGAAAAUGAAAGCGAAAAAGAAAAGGCAAAUGGAGGAGAAAAAGAAAGAAAUGGAGAGACAGAAAGAGGCUCUAAUCACUGAGAAGUCGGUAGACCCUAUCCGGUCGUCGAGUCAGGGCAGCUUUAAGCAUGACCGCAGCGGUCUUGAGCGGUCAACUGACCGCAGGAGUCCGCAUUCCAGUACACACAUGCGGAGGGAGUUUCAGGGAGGGAAGGAAACUUAUUCACCUAUUCGCUAUCCUAUUCGCAGUUACACAAAUAAUGCACAUAAGUGGACACGACCUGAAGCUGAGAGUGAUCGUUACCGUGACAGGUCUCGUGUCAAGACAAGUCCACACUCGAAUACAUGGCUUCGGCGAGAGAUGGAGAAAUUGGAGAAAGUGGUACAGGUGCGACAACAGAAUGAAGACAUGCUACUCCUCAAGAUAGAACAAGAGAAGCUGAAAUUCGAGCGGGAGAAGAUUGAGAGGGAGAAAAAAGAGCUUCUCGUGCUUCAGAGAGUAACACAAAUUAUAGAGAGAGACCGUUUGAGACACGAAAUCAAUCUUCAGAAAAGACAAAUACAAAUGGAUAGGGAUGAUGAGCCAAUACGGAGGAGAGCGUCGCCAAACAUAGUGAGUGCCUACACUAUAAGGAAACGCUUGAGGUCCUCCUCUACCUCACCGCCUCCUCAGUUUUCUCGCCGUCGUAGAAGAAGUGACAGCAGCGAAAUACAAAUGGAAAGGGAUGAUGAGCCAACACGGAGGAGAGCGUCGCCAAACAUAGUGAGUGCCUACACUAUAAGGAAACGCUUGAGGUCCCCCUCUACCUCACCGCCUCCUCAGUUUUCUCGCCGUCGUAGAAGAAGUGACAGCAGCGAAAUACACAUGGGAAGGGAUGAUGAGCCAAUACGGAGAAGAGCUUCGCCAAAUAUUGUGAGUGCCUACACUAUAAGGAAACGCUUGAGGUCCCCCUCCUCCUCACCGCCUCCUCAUGCUUUUCGCAGUCGGAGAAGAAGUGACAGCAGCGAGGUUAUUAUCAAGAGACAACCAAGGAGGUCGUCUUCACCGGAAAUGGCUUACGGAAGCAGGAGACGUUCAAGGUCACGUUCACCGCUUUCCCCACCCGAUCACAGGCGUCAGGCUGCUAGAGAAUUCAGAUGGUUUCGCCCUAGGUCUCGACCCAUCUCGAUCCCAUCAAGAUCUCGAUCUCGAAGCCUCUCCCCACCCUCUCCCAAACAGGAGACCAGAAAAGUGCUGCUAGAGGUAGAUGACACCCACACUCGUUACGUCAUGGCAGAACCGAAAGAAGUGGUGUACACUGGCAAAGAGAUUCCUGUAUUGUUGAACAACAGUCACGUGGGCGCUUAUGUGGCGACCAAUAAGCAGAAGGACCUCCCUGGCCGUGGCUGUUCCAUCCCAAUCAUGAUCACGGCCCCCACUCAGGCCAGGCCCCUCCCCCAGGCCGGGCCCUUCCCCCAGGCCGGGCCCCUCCCCCAGGCCAGGGUACAGCCACCUCAACCUCAGCAGCCUCAGUGGAUAAGGCCGAAUACCGCUACUGUCGUCAACGUUAAUAAUAACCAAUGGAUGGUACCACCACCACCUGUACGCACAGUGCAUAUAAUGCCGCCGCAGCCCACCGGCAAUGUGUAUCGAAGCAACUUACACCAAAUACAGCCGAGCCCGGCCGUGCACACCAUCAUUCCAAGGAAAUACUAGUCCAGUUUUUAGCCAACACGACGUUUUUGUAAGAAUAACUAUUAAAGAUAGUUUCUCGAAUAUACAAUGUUAGGCUGCGUUUACAACAAAGUUAUUAACAAAAUGUUUAUUUUUACGUACUUAUAGAUUCUAUCAGAUUAAACGGAGCUUGACAAACAUAUAUGCACAUCAUGGGUAUGAUAAGUUAUAUUCAAUCUAAUAGAAUCUAUAAGAACGGAAAAAUAAACAUUUUGUUAAUAACUUUGGUGUAAACACAGCUUCAAGUUAUAGAAUGUUAAUGUUAAUUACAAUGUUUCUCGAACUGCAAUGUAAAAAAUGUGAUUUCUGUUUGAUAUACCGUCUUGCCGCACUACCUCCUUAAACAAAGCCGUAGUGCAUUCGUGUGACGUCAGCACAGGUAAGGCUUCUACACCAAGAAAUAUUCGUUGAUUUCAGCUGAUCUAUAACAGCUAGUGUUUUUAUUGGUGUAGGAGCCCUACCUGUGCUGACGUCACACGAAUGCACUAUGGCUUUGUUUACGGAGGUAGUGCUUGCAGUCACCGCCUUUGAAUUAUAAGUAUUUUAUCUAAAGGUGCAUUUUCGUUCGUGCGUAAACUUCCGCAGUCGACGAAGACAAGCAUUGUUGACAUUCAUACUGUCCAAAACUCAAGUGUGCUAAAACAGCUGAUCAAAUAACUUUCCAUUAUCUGUGCUUAUUGUUCAAGAAUCAAGAUUAAUUAAUUAUUAAUCAAUCAAUAAUAUCAACAUUUUAAAAAUAAAUCUGAGUUUCUUUACAAGUUUUAACAUUUUCAAUAUUUUAAUAGAGUAUUUUCAAGUUAUCAGUGAUGGUUUAGUGAUAUAUUGUUAUUUUAUUUGGUUUUCAACUUCUAAAUUCUAAAUUUCUAGUAAAUAUAUUUUUUAGACUUAAAAUUGGUCAAUUAUUAAGUGAUAAAUAUAACCUAUUUUUGGACAAUUUCUAUCUAAAUUUGAGAAAGGAAGAGUUUUGGGCUUCAAAACUGUUGUUCCUUUCCCACUCAUUCAUAGCUGAGAAAGAUAUUGUAUCUAUCAAUGUUUAAAAAUAAAUAAAUAUUGCAAUUUAAAGUUAUAAAAAAGUAUAAAAUCAACCUCCCACAUUGAAACAUAACUGAACAUAAUCUUACAGGUUAUUUAGACAAAUUGAAAUCUAGCCAAUCUGAGAUCCUCAACCUAUCGUGGUCGAUGACGGCAUUUACGCAUAAACGAAAACUAAGCAAAACUAUAAUGAACUGCAAUGUAUAAAAUAUUAUUAUUUCUAGUUGAUACCCUUGCAGUCACCGCCUUUUAAUUAUAAGUACAGUUUUUUCUCUAAUUCCAAUUUUCCAAUGAAUUUCAGUUCUGUGCUGGUUGACAGAAAAAGAAUAACAUUGAUUCUUAUAGUAGUAUUCACACAUUUCCGGUCAGUCAAUGUGUGAACCAUCCCAUAAGAACCAAUGUUUUCCUCUUUUUGCCCACGCUGUAUCAGUAAUUCAAGUGAAAAUAAUAUGUAUUUAUUUAACAUUCCUCAUAGAUUGUUGUAGUAUAUUUUGGAAUAGUUUAAUAUUCGUAUAGCUUUACAAUUGAAUGGACUAAGUGUGAUUGAAAUUAAUUGUUGACUAAGUGAGCUCCUUAUUCAUCAUGAAUGAAUGAGCAAAUGAAUUUGAAUGAAUGUAUUCAUUUAGUAAACCACUUAUUAGACUAGGCAGUUCUUAUAUUGGUGUUUUCAAUUAUUGUAAAACUUAAUCAAUUAUUUUGAUCACAAAGUGUGAUUAAAAUUUAUUGUUGUUCAAAGCUCAUUAUGAUUGUAUAUCGACUUCUACAGUUUGUAUCAGUUUAUACUGGGUUUUCCAAUUGCAUGUAAUCAAUUAUUAUUAAUGCUGAUUUUCAAACCAGUCUCAGAGUACAGCCAAUUCGAUUAUUCGGAAAGAAUUCUACUUUUCUAGAUACUGUCUCUUAUUAGACUGUUGAAGCCAUUUUAUCUUGGCCAUUAAAUUCUGUUAAUCAUAAUACAGUAAUUACUUGUUGUAAAUUUGUUUGAAUGUUUGUGAUUUUUAGUCUAAAGAUAACGGAUUCUCCGUUACUGGAAGUCCAGUUUGCAAGACAAUAUCUCUUAUUAGACUGCUGAAGCCAUUUUAUCUUGGCCAUUAAAUUAUGUUUAUCACAGAAUGGAUUAAUUUCCAUUGAUAAAAACUGUUUUGUUUACAAGUUUGUGAUUUUUAGUCUCAAGAUGAAGGAUUUCCAAUGCAAAUUAGCACAGUGUGUCAGUUGAAAGUUUUUUGAGAGAGUGCUGUGUUUUGCUAUCACGUUUGUAAAUUAAUUGGAAUGGUGAUCUCCAUACGUAUUUAACUGAAUCAUAAAAUUAUAAAGACGAUUAAAAAAGGCACUUGUUACACAAA
This is a messenger RNA of Nilaparvata lugens (brown planthopper), 5513 nucleotides long. Its product is annotated as RNA-binding protein 25. The transcript is spliced from 18 exons. Gene Ontology annotation, biological process: regulation of mRNA processing; regulation of transcription by RNA polymerase II. Gene Ontology annotation, cellular component: nucleus. Bases 1 to 3123 code for a protein of 1040 amino acids. The record is from RefSeq and is a predicted model, not a curated record. Gene Ontology annotation, molecular function: RNA binding; sequence-specific DNA binding. Lineage: Eukaryota; Metazoa; Arthropoda; Insecta; Hemiptera; Delphacidae.